Messenger RNA from Arachis duranensis, 753 nucleotides. RefSeq names its product N-alpha-acetyltransferase MAK3. The record is from RefSeq and is a predicted model, not a curated record. Lineage: Eukaryota; Viridiplantae; Streptophyta; Magnoliopsida; Fabales; Fabaceae. Gene Ontology annotation, biological process: N-terminal peptidyl-methionine acetylation. Gene Ontology annotation, molecular function: protein-N-terminal amino-acid acetyltransferase activity. Gene Ontology annotation, cellular component: NatC complex.
AGAAUAUCAAAGCAAUAGCCAAGACUAAAACAAGGAGUACAAAGAAGACACACCAUGGAAACAAGCACCAAAGAAGGCUUAGAACUCAAGAAAGUGGAUUGUGAUGCAUCGGAGAUUGAGUAUGUUAGUUAUGGUGGCGAGCACCACCUCCCCCUUAUCAUGAACCUAGUCGACCAAGAACUCAGCGAGCCGUACUCCAUAUUCACGUAUCGUUACUUUGUAUAUCUCUGGCCUCAGCUCUCUUUCCUGGCAUUCCACAAGGGUAAAUGUGUCGGCACGGUGGUUUGUAAGAUGGGCGACCAUCGAAACAUUUCCAGAGGAUACAUUGCCAUGUUGGUUGUGAUCAAGCCCUAUAGAGGAAAAGGCAUUGCUACAGAACUUGUUACUCGGUCUAUUAAGGUGAUGAUGGAAUCUGGUUGUGAAGAAGUUACUCUGGAAUCAGAAGUUACAAACAAAGGAGCAUUGGCACUCUAUGGUCGCCUUGGCUUUAUUAGGGCUAAGAGGCUCUUUCAUUAUUAUUUGAAUGGAGUCGAUGCUUUCCGGCUCAAACUGCGAUUCCCUCGGCCGGAGCUGCACCCAUCUCUGCCUGUGAUGGCAGAUAAAUAUGGUAGUAGUCAUAUACCAAGUGAUCAUGAUAAUUCAGCAUUUGAACAAUGAUUUGAUUCCUUCAGUGCCUGUUUGAGUGUUUGUAAAGAAUCAUAAACCCUUCUUGAGCAUAUUACUGUACAAUUAAUUAGAUACCAAGAUUUUUUA